Molecule: messenger RNA, 2781 nt
Organism: Mercurialis annua (annual mercury)
Lineage: Eukaryota; Viridiplantae; Streptophyta; Magnoliopsida; Malpighiales; Euphorbiaceae
Product: transcriptional corepressor LEUNIG_HOMOLOG
Exons: 18
Coding region: 201-2543 (780 amino acids)
Molecular function (GO): transcription corepressor activity; protein binding
Source: RefSeq, a predicted model, not a curated record
GGAAAACAAACAGAAAUUGUGAGUAAAAACAAAAAUUCAGAGCUUAUAGUUAUGGAUCGUCGUUAAUUAAUUCACGAUCAUCUAAUGUUUAAACUGUUUUUUGGUGAUAGUUUCAGAAAAAAAAAUUAUUAUUUUGCGAAGAUUUAAGUAAUGCAGGAUUUUUGAUCCAUUUGAAUUACAGUAUACUCUAAGGUGAAACCAUGGCUCAGAGUAAUUGGGAAGCUGAUAAAAUGCUUGACGUAUACAUAUAUGAUUAUUUAGUGAAGAAAAAAUUACAUGCUACUGCAAAGUCUUUUAUGACUGAAGGGAAAGUAGCUCCAGAUCCAGUAGCAAUUGAUGCUCCUGGAGGGUUCCUUUUCGAAUGGUGGUCGGUCUUCUGGGAUAUUUUUAUUGCAAGGACAAAUGAGAAGCAUUCGGAAGCUGCUGCAGCAUAUAUAGAGGCACAGCAAUUCAAAGCUAAAGAGCAACAGCAGAUGCAAAUACAGCAGUUGCAGCUGAUGCGUCAAGCCCAGUUGCAACGUGGAGGUCCUAAUAAUCCAAGUCUUUGUGGUCCAGCAAAUAGUAUUGGUUCUGAAGGAAUGCUUGGGCAACCAAAUGCUAGUGCAAUUGCUGCAAAAAUGUAUGAAGAACGGAUGAAACAUUCUAACUCCUUGGAUCCAGAAACUUCCCAACCUCUCCUUGACUCUAGGAUGCCUCUAUUAAAACAGGCAACAAAUCAUCCUGGCCAAUUAGUUCAAGGGAACUCUGGUAGCAUCAGUGCGGCACUGCAACAAAUUCAGGCACGCAGUCAACAAGCUACCGAUAUUAAAAGCGAAGUGAAUUUGGGUGCUGUUCAAAGAUCGUUGCCUAUGGAUCCUUCUUCAAUAUAUGGUCAAGGGAUCAUGCAAUCAAAACCUGGAAUAGGGAAUGCAGGAUUGAACUCUGGAGUCGGCGGUCUUCCAUUAAAAGGAUGGCCCUUAUCAGGGAUUGAUCAAAUUCGACCAAGUUUGGGUGCACAAGUUCAAAGGCCACUUUUACACGGUGCAAGUCAAUUUCAGCUUUUGCCACAGCAACAGCAACAGCUUUUGGCACAGAUUCAAGCACAAGGCAAUCUUGGAAGUUCACCAAUCUAUGGAGAUAUGGAUCCACGAAAGUUUAGAGGAUUGCCUAGGGGCACUUUGCAAGCCAGAGAUGGCCAGCCAAAUGCCAAUGAUGGUUCUAUUGGUUCUCCAAUGCAAUCAACAUCAUCAAAGAUGAAUAUGCCACAGAAUCAACAGUCAUCCUCUCAACAACAAGAUCCUUCGCAGUUUCAGCAACCGCAGAAUAAUCGGAAAAGGAAGGGUGCCACAUCUUCUGGACCUGCUAAUAGUACUGGUACAGGAAAUACUGUGGGUCCUAAUUCUCAACCAUCAACUCCUUCAACUCAUACUCCUGGUGAGGGAAUUUCUACAGCUAGCAAUUUGCAGCACGUCGGUAACAUGUCGAAAGGCAUGAUGAUGUAUGGUGCUGAUGGAACAGGAGCUCUUGCAUCAUCGACAAACCAACUGGAAGACAUUGAGCAUUUUGGGGAUGUUGGCUCUUUGGAUGAUAAUGUUGAAUCUUUUCUCUCACAUGAUGAUGGAGAUGGAAGGGAUUUGUUUAGCACAUUGAAAAGGAACCCUUCUGAACAUGCCGCAGAAACUUCCAAGGGUUUUUCCUUCAGUGAAGUUGGUUCUAUAUGUAAAAGCAACGGCAAAGUUGUUUGUUGUCAUUUCUCUACGGAUGGGAAGUUAUUGGCUAGUGCUGGGCAUGACAAAAAGGUUGUUCUUUGGAACAUGGACACUCUGCAAGCAGACAGUAUUCCUGAGGAACACAACCACAUAAUCACUGAUGUUCGUUUCAGACCAAAUACCACUCAGUUGGCAACAUCUUCAUUUGAUACAACUGUUCGAUUAUGGGAUGCUGCAGAACCAAGAUAUUCGCUACAGACAUAUACGGGGCACACCUCGCAUGUAAUGUCUCUUGACUUCCACCCCAAGAAGAAUGACCUUUUCUGCUCUUGUGAUGGAAACAGCGAGAUACGGUUCUGGAACAUCAAUCAGUAUUCGUGCACUCGCAUAUCCAAGGGAGGUAAUGCACAAGUUAGAUUUCAGCCGAGAAUAGGACAUCUACUAGCUGCAGCAGCAGAGAGUGUUGUGUCCAUCUUUGACGUCGAGACUGACAGGCAGACACACUCAUUACAGGGUCACUCCACCGAGGUGCACUCUGUCUGUUGGGAUGCAAAUGGAGACUACUUGGCAUCGGUCAGUCAAGAGUCUGUUCGUGUGUGGUCACUAGCCUCAGGAGAAUGCAUUCAUGAACUUAGCUCGAGCGGGAACAAGUUCCAUUCCUGUGUUUUCCAUCCAAGCUAUUCCACUCUGUUGGUCAUUGGAGGUUACCAGUCGCUGGAACUGUGGAAUAUGGUUGAGAACAAGUGUAUGACAAUUCCUGCUCACGAGUGUGUAAUAUCCGCCUUAGCGCAGUCACCGCUUGCAGGAUUGGUUGCCUCUGCCAGUCAUGAUAAAUGCGUGAAAAUCUGGAAAUAAGUUUAAAUUUCUCAGGCUCACAGUUUCUCAAGAAACAAUAAAUGGAAAUCCAUUUUUACGUUUGAUUUGAAGUCCUUGUGACUUCCAUUAUUUCCUCUGGUUUUGUUUUUCUUUCUACUUUACAUGUUUAGAUUUGUGAGGAUUUUAACAGAAGGUACAUAGAAUGUCUGAGACGUUGGAUAUAUCCUCUUUUUUAUUUCUUUGACAAAUUAAUUUUUAAGAUAAUAUUAUGAUUUCA